GUAAAUACAGAUACGUUAUCAGGCUUGGGCAUUUUCCUUCCCCUUGUAGUGCAAUCAUUUGACUGCGUCGCUUAAGAUUGGUGCAUUUAGAAACUAACUAACGUAUACGAAAAAUAAGUUUCAACACACAACAAAGCAAAAUGUCGUGCUAGCAGCAACAUUUUUAAGCACGCAACGACGAUCGACCAACGCGGCAAAACCAGCAGCGGUACUUAUAUCACAACGCUGCUGGAAAUUCGGGGGUCCGUCUCAAUCGCGCAACCGUCCAACUGGACCGUCUCCUCACUACGAAAAGACUGAAUAUUACAAACCGGGAACAAUGUCUGCGAAGGCGUCAAUCAUUCCACUAAUGCUGCUAGUUCUAGCGAUGGCCAACCCCGCUGUCUCUGCCCCCAAAGCGGCCGGCUUCGAGCUUAUCGUGCUGCACAACAACGAUAUGCACGCCCGGUUCGAACAGACCGGGGCUUACAGCAACGACUGUCAGCCGUCCGAUGUGGCCAGCAACCGCUGCUAUGGUGGAUUUGCACGAGUUGCACACAAAGUUCGAGAAUAUCGGGCGGCGGAGGCAUCUGGUGGGCUUCCAGUGCUUUACCUCAACGCCGGUGAUACCUACACCGGAACACCAUGGUUUGCAGUGUACAAGGACAAUAUAACGGCUGCCUUCCUCAACAUGCUAAAACCGGACGCUAUAUCACUUGGCAACCACGAGUUUGAUCUAGGAGUGGAUGGGUUGGUACCGUUCCUGAACGAGGUGGACUUCCCGGUGCUAGUAGCCAACCUUGACCUUUCGAACACGCCGACGAUGCAAAGCGCUACAUCACUGCGUCGUUCGAUCGUUUUCACGAAAUCCGGCGUCCAGAUAGGCGUGAUCGGUUACCUUACACCGGAAACGAAGCAACUGACGCCGGUCAAUACGGUCGAGUUUACGGACGAGAUCGACGCAAUCAACAAAGAAGCCGCGACAUUGAAGGAGCAAGGUGUGAACAUUAUAAUCGCCCUUGGGCACAGCGGACUGGAGCGCGACAAAGAGAUUGCAGCCGGGUGCCCCGAUGUGGACCUGGUGAUCGGAGGCCAUUCGCAUACGUUCCUCUACAGUGGCACAGCGCCAGAUGUGGACGUACCGGCGGCUCCAUACCCGGUGAUGGUGAAGAAUGCCGCCGGUAAGGAGGUGCCAGUCGUGCAGGCGUACGCGUACACGAAGUAUCUUGGGUAUUUGCAUCUGCAGUUCGAUGCCGAUGGUAACCUGGUGGAAUUGGACGGAAGCCCGAUCCUGCUCAACGGUACCGUGCAACGUGAUUCGGACGUGCUACAGCUGCUGGAAGUGUACCGACCGGGCAUCUUGGAGCUGGACGAACGAAUUGGAGACACGAACGUGUUUCUCGAUUCGAGCCGCUGCCGGUUCGAGGAGUGUAACAUCGGCAACAUGAUUGCGGACUCGCUCGUCAUCAUACACGCUGCGACUCGCACGAAUGCCGGCGACGGGUACUGGACGGACGCGGCGAUCGGUUUCGUGCAGGGUGGCGGUAUACGUGCAUCCCUCAACGUGGGAACGAUUUCCAAGAAGGACCUUAAAACGGUACUACCCUUCGGCAACGGGAUGGUGCUGACGGCGCUCAGCGGGACGAAGUUGCGUCAGAUGCUCGAGCAUAGUGUUUACCGGUACGACGGAGUGUCCGGCUACGGGGAGUUCCUGCAAAUGGCCGGUGUGCAUGUCGUGUACGAUCUAUCACGUCCACCGUUGGAUCGAGUGAUCGACGUUGAGGUACGUUGUGCCCGGUGCAAUGUUCCCACGUACGGCCCUCUGCAGGACGACGCACAGUAUGGCGUUCUCGUGAGUCAGUUUCUCUACGAAGGCGGCGACGGAUAUACUAUGUUUGCGGAAUCCGAGCGCGAACAGCUAGCGUAUGGGGAGUACGAAAUCACCGAAGAGUACCUGAAGCGCUACUCGCCCAUCUAUCCGGCCAUCGAGUGGCGCAUCCGUUUGGAGGGUCAACCACAACUACCACCGUCGGAAACGACCACCGUUGGGCCGGAAGGUACUACCAGCACGGUGGAAACCACGACCGAUGCAGGUGGUGGUGCUGGCUCGCUGCUUAGCCUAACGAUUUCCUCCCUUGGAAUGAUACUGUUGGCAGCACUGCCAGCGACAGUACGUUAUAUGUUGUAG
This is a messenger RNA of Anopheles coustani, 2167 nucleotides long. Its product is annotated as protein 5NUC-like. The transcript is spliced from 5 exons. The record is from RefSeq and is a predicted model, not a curated record. The coding region runs from base 320 to 2167 and encodes 615 amino acids. Gene Ontology annotation, cellular component: plasma membrane. Gene Ontology annotation, biological process: AMP catabolic process. Gene Ontology annotation, molecular function: 5'-nucleotidase activity; nucleotide binding; metal ion binding. NCBI's taxonomy places the organism in Eukaryota, Metazoa, Arthropoda, Insecta, Diptera, Culicidae.